CAACGUCUCUGGUAAGAGGGUUACCCUGUAGCAUUUUCACCCGCAGCUGAAGCUUUUUAAAAGCUUCUAAAAGUUAUAUAUAUAUCCAUGUUUUCAUACGAGUGAAGCGAGAUUUCACUAAAAGAAUGAACGGCAAAGUUAUCGGAACGGGUCCAUACCGGGCGACCAAGCUGUGGAAUGAAACCAUUAAACUGUUCCGCGGAGGCUUGCCGCUGAGAAGGCACUGGGCGAACUUCCGCUACUAUGAUUGCAGUUUCACAGGAUCCGAGGCUGUCGAUUAUCUGCACGAUCUGCUCAGGCGCAAUUACAACUUUGGGCCAGAGGUGACUCGCUACCAGACUCUGCAGUUGCUCAGGAAGUUCCUCAAGGCUCAUGUAAUUGAAGACAUCAAAGGACGCCACGGGACAGAGGACUUUGAAGACAAUGGCCAUCUGUACAGGUUCCCCACACUGUCCCCCCUGAAGUCCUUCCCAACAAAGCCUCCGUUGAGAGACUUCAGUGACCUUCCCAGACUCAUUCGCUGGGACGACUACGAAGAAUUACCACAGCGGGAAAACAUGGCACCGUCUGCUGUCAUGACCUCAGAUCUGUGGAAUAAGAGGCACAGUGUGGCCAUUGGGGAUGUGAAUGAAUGCAAGCUCAUACGAAGGAAGGAGAUAACUACAAAGCAAGUGGACCACAUCUGGAAAUCAAUGACAGCUGAGCAUUUACAGAGAGUGUUGGGCCUAAAGUCACUGGAUGGAGUGUUAAACCCAACACAUGUGAACGGCAAGCACAUCGUUCACAACGUGUUCAGCGUGAAUAAGACAGGCAUAGUCGUACUGGAGAACAAAGCAGAGGACAUGCCAUAUUGGGUGGUAUCAGCAAUGAAAUGCCUCGCCAAUUGGCCCAAUGGCAAUGGAAGCAAACAGCCGGCGUAUCCGGGGUUCGAGAAGGAUGUUCUGAAAACAGUAGCCGAUUACUUCCAGAGGCUCAAAGAACCACUGCUGACUUUCCAUCUCUACGAAGUCUUUGUCAACAUCCUCAGUCUGCUGCAGCAGCCGGAGGUGGCCACUGAAGCUCUUCAGCUCAGCUCCCUCUUACUGCCUCCACCCAACAGAAGACGCCUUCAGCUACUACUGCGUCUCAUGGCCCGGGUGUGCCAGAAUCCCCACCUGCCUCCACUCAAUGACGCCAUCGCCACCCGCACACUGAUGGUGCAGACAUUUUCCCACUGCGUCCUGGGCUCAGUGGAUGAGAUGGACCUGGAUGAGCUGCUCUCCACUAAACUGGUGACCUUCAUGAUGGAGCACCACAACACCAUCUUCCAAGUUCCCGCCAAGCUGCGUAGCCAGGUCCAGGAGCACCUGUCCCACCUGAAAAGAGCUCAAAUCAAAUACGCAGGUUCAGACACAGACUUCAGCGCCUCUCCAGCUUUCUGUAAACAGAUCCGCAGGGUGGAGGCAGAGGAGCAGAGGGUGAUAGGAACCCAGACCCCGCUCCAGGCACUGCUGGAAGGCCUGAUCGCAGACAAAGAGCUCCCAGCCAAGGACAAGAAGAAACGGCUCAAACAGUUCCAGAGGUCGUACCCAGACGUCUAUAACAAUCGAUUGCCCACUGAGGAAAGCAGAGCUGCUGUGCUGCCGGAGAAAACCCCAAGACUCAAACCUCAUCUCAUGUUCCUCAAGAAGCCUUUCCAGCCCUUCCAGAGGAGCUGGAGCUUCAGAGCGUGACGUACCCCGCUGACACAUCUACACUUCAUGCUGUACACACAACUCCAACUGAGCGUCCUAAGGGCUGUAACGGUACUCUGGCCAUACAAAUAAUGUUUAAAAGUAAUCACUGGACUAGUCUGUAGCACUGUUAACCUAAGAUAAUACUGUAAAGGGUCAGUUCACUCAAAGACACUUAAUUAUAAUAAUAAUAAUAAUAAGACCUCCUCCUCACUGUUUCACUCUUAGUGGUAUCUGAAUGUCUGAAUUGACCCUUUAAAAUGCAUUUUUACUGUUGCUAGCUGACUUGAACAAAGUAUAGGAAACGAUGAUGCACUAACACUAUUAGAACCACUCAUGUUUCUUAAAAUGAACUCUCAUAGUUGUUCAACAAAUGUAUAUUGGUACAUUAUUACCUAAAAUACUGUACAUUAGAAAUAUCUAAUAAGCAUGGCAUUGACUGACACUGGCCUCUUGAUUGAAUGAAAUGCAUUUCAAAAGAAUAUACUUUAAUGCUACUUUAUUUACGUAAAGUAAAUUAUCAAAGAGCCUCAUACUCACAAAGCAUUUCUAUUGAUGUAUCAUUUUAUACUGUUUCAUAUUCAGAUGUGUUUCUUCAGACUGAUUAUGUAAUGUCAUUCGAUUGACUCUUGCUAUGCAAAGAGCAUUACAUUUGUUUGAAUACUUUUUAUGUGAUCUUGAGUCUAGGCAGCUCCAAGCCUAAUAUUAAUUAUACUUGUUAUCUUCGCUUAAUGUCAAUAAACAUAUCACAGGAUUGAUAAGAAAUCGAGCAUAUGUGAGGUAUUGCAUAACUGAGAAGCUGUAUUGAAAUAUAGAUGAUAAUUGCAAACAUUCAAAACUACAAAACAGAUGAGGGAAAAAAGUAGAUGAAAUUUGCUAUUAAAAGUUUACAACUACAUUCAUUUUGUAUGUCCAUAUGCUCAACCUUAAUCUCAGAAAAAGGAAGGAAAGGGUGAAUCAAACAUUUCUCACGUUACAAACGGUCCUUUGAUUCUAAGCCCUCCUUCCAAAUUACUUGACGGGUCCUGCUGCACUACUUCCUGUUUUUACUUGUUGGUUUUAGUCUGUAUAUAAGAACUAUUUCCCUCAUUGUUACAUAUUUCAAUGUCUCACCCUCAAUGUUUUCAACGUAUUUUGUCAUUUUCUAUUACCUGCUCUUCUGUAAUUGCAAUCAAGAUUGUUCUCCACUUAAUUUUACACUUAAAAUUGUUUAUGUUUUAUAAUGACUAAGUACGGAUAUUCCUAUAUGGAUUUCCAUAAUUGCUCUUAUCAAUGUGUUAAUGCUGGAAUAACUGUUACACUUGAAUUGCUGCUCUUCGCUGGAAAAAUUCAACUGGAUGAAAGUGAAUGCACGUUGAAACUGAUUUCUCUAUAAAUAUUCUAAUUGUCAAAUAUAACUGUUUUGUAUUUUUCUUUGCAAUUAUGGGUAGAUAUUUGUGGCACACAUUAAAAAAUAUGGUGUGGAUGUAAAUCAAACUUGUACAUUCUCCAGCGUAGGAUUAGGAACUGCAA
This is a messenger RNA of Eleginops maclovinus (Patagonian blennie), 3224 nucleotides long. RefSeq names its product DEP domain containing 1B (gene depdc1b). The record is from RefSeq and is a predicted model, not a curated record. Bases 126 to 1712 code for a protein of 528 amino acids. The transcript has 11 exons. Lineage: Eukaryota; Metazoa; Chordata; Actinopteri; Perciformes; Eleginopidae. Gene Ontology annotation, biological process: intracellular signal transduction.